UUUUCCUUCGCUUCUUGUAAUAACGACUGGAAACGGUCGACUUGCAGAGAGAAAGAUUCGCGCGGUUGACUGUUGCCGGCCGCCGGAGGGAGAAACAGAAAACGCCAACGCCAUGUCAACCAUUGCCGGAACUCCUCCGUUCGACGACGACGACGCCAUCGGAUUCGAAUCUGGCCUCUCUUCUCAUCGAUUCGAAUCCUCUACUAGCUUCGAAGCCGAGUCCGCUGCUGCCGAUUCGACCGGCGACUCGCCACUGAUCUUCGGGAACCAGUCGUAUAACCAGGGAGACGACGUUCCGCCGACUCCGCCUACGAAUUUCUCGGCCGGUGGAGGACUCUCGAGUUUGUCGCCUGAGCAGAACAGCGAGGGCUUCGAUGGAGGUUUUGGCGAAUCGGACCGCCCGAUCCUCUCCUCUCCGACGGUGAUGGAACCGGAGGAAGGAUUUCCUUUAAGAGAAUGGCGCAGAUUGAAUGCGAUUCGAUUGGAAGAAAAGGAGAAGAUGGAGAAGGAGCUUUUGCAAGACAUAAUUGAUGAGGCUGAUGAGUACAAAAUUGACUUCUACAGAAGGCAAAAGAUUGCUCUAGAUAAUAGAAAAGCUUCAAAUCGGGAUAAGGAGAAGCAAUAUGUAGCAAACCGAGAUCGGUUCCACGCCGAAGCUGAGAAGAACUAUUGGAAGGCAAUUGCAGAACUAAUCCCCAAUGAGGUUGCAGCCAUAGAACAAAGGGGGAAGAAAGACAAGGAGAAGAAGCCUCCUGGUAUUGUUGUUAUUCAGGGUCCCAAGCCCGGAAAACCGACCGAUCUCUCGAGAAUGCGCCAAAUACAUUUGAAGCUCAAACAUAACACCCCAGUUCACAUGAAGCCUAAAGCAGACCCUGAAAGGGACUCUUCCGCUGCUGGCGCAACGUCGACUGCUAAGUCGGUUUCUGCAGCUUCAACAAAGACUGCUGCUGUUGCAACUUCUGAAGGUACAACUGCUGCUUGAAAUUAGAUAUCAUACUCCCUGUUAUGUAUGUUCAAGAACAAGUAGCUACCUCUCAUGGAUCUUGAUGUCUAGUAACGGUCAGUCAUAUAUAGUCAAUAAAGCACAUCAGAAAUGUAGCGAUCUUUGUAGGUAGAGACACAAAAGGCUUCGAAAAUCAUAAUCCGUGCACGAAUAUUGCUUAGUU
Cucurbita moschata (crookneck pumpkin) is the source of this 1166-nucleotide messenger RNA. RefSeq names its product clathrin light chain 2-like. Lineage: Eukaryota; Viridiplantae; Streptophyta; Magnoliopsida; Cucurbitales; Cucurbitaceae. The record is from RefSeq and is a predicted model, not a curated record. The transcript is spliced from 3 exons. The coding region runs from base 113 to 982 and encodes 289 amino acids. Gene Ontology annotation, cellular component: plasma membrane; clathrin coat of trans-Golgi network vesicle; clathrin coat of coated pit. Gene Ontology annotation, biological process: intracellular protein transport; clathrin-dependent endocytosis; clathrin coat assembly. Gene Ontology annotation, molecular function: clathrin heavy chain binding; structural molecule activity.